Drosophila navojoa is the source of this 796-nucleotide messenger RNA. RefSeq lists its product as uncharacterized. The record is from RefSeq and is a predicted model, not a curated record. Gene Ontology annotation, cellular component: cytoplasm; nucleus. Lineage: Eukaryota; Metazoa; Arthropoda; Insecta; Diptera; Drosophilidae.
GCUCUUAUCAAAUCUAUUUGAGACAUACAAAGCAAAAAAAUAGUACAAUUUUACGAAAAAUGGAUUAUUUGGAUCUAGACUCUUUUCGAUCCAGAUAUAGCGAUAUAACGGUCACAGCUGUGCCCGCCAAGCCAAAAAUUGUUGAAGAACAAGAAACUCUACCAGAUCGCUGGGAUGCAGUUGACGGGGGCGGAGCGGAAGUGAUGCCGGCUGACCGCGUGGAAAUCUUUCCAAUAAACAAGCCAGGCGCGCCAAGCAAUCCGAUGGUGAUGCAACACCAGCAACAGCAGCAGCAUCAUCAGCAUCUGGAGGAGCAGCAGCUAAAGUUAAGCCAGGAGGCUGCGGUCUAUUCAAAUGAGUAUAAACAGGUAUUGGCCAAGCUGGAGUACACGAAGUAUGUGCAGGCGCAGCUGCAGCUGAUAUCCAACAAUGGAUUUGGCGAGCUGUUCUAUGGCCAACCUGGCAACCAGAUCCAAGUGCCCAGCAAAGAGAGAAGCAACACUGCGAACAGCGGCAACAUAGUGGACACCUAUGACAAUCUGUUGAGUGUCAUUGCGGAAAUGCAGAGCAAUCUGGGUCCGGCGGCAAUUGGUUUGCGUGCUCCAAAGGAGCGCUUGUUGCGUGACAUCGCACAUGCACGCGUCCUGGUCAGGGAAUGCAAUCUAAUGCUAAUGCGCGACCAUCACCAUCAGCAGUCACACCGACUACCGAGCGACGACUGACGUCACAAUUGGACGUGUUAAUUGCCUGAUUUUGUUUUCACAGUGUGUGACAUAAUAAAAGAGCAAAGCAGCAA